AUGGACAGCUUCCUCAGCUCCUCGCGGCCUCUGGGAGAGGAGUCUCUGCAGAUGUGGGACCUCAACAAGCGCCUGGAGGCCUACUUGGCCAGGGUGAAGUUCCUGGAAGAGGAGAACGAGCUGCUGAAGGCCGAGAUCCAAGGCCUGAAGGGGGGCCUGGUGGAGACCCCCUGGAGGGCCAAGUACGAGGUGGAGGUGGCCACGCUCCGGGCCACCCUGGACCAGGCCUAUCAGGAGAAGUGCGUGGUGGAGCUGGCCCGGGACUCCCUCUACGAAGAGGUCCAACAGGUGCAGAGCAGGUGCCAGAGGGAGAGGGCGGCCCAGGAAGAGGCCAAGAUGUUCUUGUCCCUCAGCAAGAAGGAGAUGGAGGAGGAGAAGCGGGCCCACAUUUGGCUGAGGGAGAAGGCCACCCAGCUGGAGAAAGAGGUGGAAGACCUGGUGGCGGCCCACCAGGAGGAGCUGCUGCGGCUGGACCAGGAGACGACCAGCUUCUCCCAGAGCCUGGACGGCUUCCGUGCGGCGCCCGUCUGCUUCCAGCCGGUGGGAGUGGAAGACUACGCCAAGAGGCUCACCAACAUCUGGAAAGGAGCGGUGGAGACCUACAAGAUGGAGGUCUCGCAGCUGGAGGCUUCCCUCUGCGAAGCCAAGGAGAACCUCUGGAAGGCCACCGAGCACAAGCGGCAGAACCAGCUGCAGCUGCAGGAGCUGGAGAAGGAGCUGGCCAGCCUCAAGGCCCGCAAGAAGACCCUGGAGGGGAGCCUCUCCCAGCAGUGGGCUCAGCAGCAGGGCGACGCCGAGAAGCUGCAGAUGGCCAUGGAGGCGCUGGAGGAGGAGAAGCAGGCGCUGCGCGGCCAGAUCGCCCAGGUCCUGGAGGACCGGCAGCAGCUGGUGCACCUGAAAAUGUCGCUCAGCCUGGAGGUGGCCACCUACAGGGCCCUCUUGGAAGCGGAGAGCUCCAGGCUGCAGCUGCCGGCAAGUGAUCUCCAGCUCGCCCGGGAGCUCAGAGAUGCAACAAGUGAAGCAACGCUCGGCCGGUUCCAGGGGCCGUCGGUGGAUCAGGGCCGCUCGGGGAGCCGGGAUGUCCGCCCCAGCCCUGCCGCUUUCCCAAUGCUUUGGGGGUUCCAGAGCAAAGCCGAGUCACCCUCCUGGGGGGCCAAGAUCCCGAGCUCAGCGGCCAGGGAGUUCCAGAAGGCCAACGCCUCCCUCCGGCAGUCGCAGGCCACCAAGAGCGCCGAUGGGCUGCUGCCGCCACCAAAGGAGGCCUCUGCUUUCCGCCUGGACGCCUCCCAGCGCAGCCAGAGGGUGACGGUCACCCACAUGGAGAGCCUGGCCCAGUCCAUCUUCUGCAGCCACCCCCCGCUGGCUUUCAACUCCGUGGAGCCGGAGGAGGCUCUGGGAAGGUGCCCCGGGGGCCUGGCCGAUGGAGGGGAGAGCGGAAAGGAAGAAGCGGAGAGGGAGGCCGAAGGUGGAGGAGAGGAGGAGGAGGGAAGGGCCUCUGGGGAAAAGGAGGAGGGAGAAGAGGGGCCCCCAGCGGAGGGAGAAGCCCCAGGCGGGCCCUUCCUGAGCCAGAUGGUUUCUGAAGCCGUAGAAACUGCGAUCCAGGAGGGGAGCCCCAGAGAAACCCCCCUUGAAUCCAGCUUGCUCAAGGCGGGGAAAAGCCCAGCGGGCGUUUCUUCCGAAGAGGAGCAGCCCCUCCCCCUGAGGAGCAGCGAGGGGCUGGAGGAGGCCCAGGAAGAGCACCGAGGAGGGGGCCAACCCACCGACCCCCUGGAGGAGCUCCGGGUCUGUGAAGACUUUGCAGAGGUCAAUGGUGGCCAGGAAGCCUGGGCUGAGCUGCACGGGACCGAAGAGGCCUGGCCGGCUCUGGAGGCAGAGGCCCCCUUGGCCCUGGGAGCAGAAUUCCCGAGAGCAGAACCGAGGGGAGGAGGAGGAGGAGAAAAGGAGGCCGAUGAAGAAAGGGGGUCCCCAGAAUGGAAGGAGAGACGGGGGGAGGAGGAGGAAGAGCUGCCUGCUUUACUGGGGGAGGUGCUGGGCAAGGCAUUGGGAGAAGCACCCAAGGACCCAGAAUUUGCCCCGGAGGCCACCACCAAUGUGAACGGCAGCCAGGAAGGCCCAGAGCUGGGCAGCCCCCCAACCGAUGUCCUCCAAGGGGGCCCAGAAGUGGACCCAGAGGAGGACUGUGGAGGGGCUGAAGAUGUCGAGGUGGUCAGCCCAAAAGCUCUCCUCUCCCAGGAAAGGAGAGAGCCCCAGAGUCCCCCCAGGUGUGAUCUGCAGGCAGAGCACCUGGAGCGGGAGGGAAGCCCAGCCAGGGGGGGCUGCUCACCCACCCCCCCUACGGUACUGCCUGCCGGUGAAGACCAGAAAGCUGCUCUCGUCCUGGAGGCAGAGCAGGAGACCUGGGAGAGGCGAGAAGAGCGGCUUCCGGAGACCGAGGAGAAGGAGGAGGAGAAGGUCUUCGGCAUGGGAGAGGAUGCCCCGCCCAGAAGCUCAGGUCCUGCCAUAGAGGAAGAGCCAAAGGCGGUUGAGAGCAGGGAAGUCACGGAAGAGGAGGAGGAGGAGGAGGAGGAGGAAGAAGAAGGGGCUGUCGGACCUCUUCCCACAGAAGAUACGGGAGAUGAAGGGAGAAGGGAGGCCGAGGGCUGCUUCGAUUUGGAGGCACCCAAAGGGAUCGUGGAAGUGGGCGCAGCCUUGCCCAGAGAGGACCUGGCAGGCGUCCAGGGGCAGGAGACGCUGCAAGGAGAGCAAAGCAGGAAGGGGCCUGAGGAGGAGGAGGAGGAGCAGAAAGGGGGAGGGGGGCUCCCAGAGACCCCGUUGCAAGCUGAAGGGAGCCCCCUGGAGGAAAGGGACUUGGCGACAAUCUCCGGAGGGCCAGAAAGUGAGGACGUCGCAGAUGCCCUGCAGAUGGAAGAGCUACGUGGUGCCGUGGUGACAGAGAGCCUGCUGCAGGUGAAGGAAAACGGCCCCGGGGGCUCCGAGGAGAAAGGAUGGGGGCUGGACAGUCCCCAGGCAGGAGAGCAGCUGGCCGAGGCUGAAGGCCCCUCCAUGGAAGAGGCCACCAGCCCAGAAGACGUCCAAGAGGCCAAGGCAUCCCAGAGGGAGGAUUCAGGGUCCCAGGAGACCCCCGAACACUCAGACUUCGUCCCAGAUGCCCAGAGGGAGGGAGGAGGGGCCGGGGAGGAGAACGUCCAGCGAGGAGAGACCUUGCCAGGCCAGCCAGCUUUAGACAAUGGGCUGACCAUGCCUGAGACUCCAGCCCUUCUUCCUUCCUCAGAGGGGGAAGAGAUGUCCAUUUGGACGCAAGAGGCGGAGGCCCCCGUAUUAGAAGAAGAGCCUGCAAGCCUUUGGCUGGCCAAGGAAGGCGGAGGGGAGGAGGCCCCUCCAAAGGGAGAAAGCGGCCACCGGGCACAGGAAGAGGGGGGGCCAAGCUCAGAGGAGCCAGGGGGUUCGGCCGAAGCCCUCAUCCAAAUGUCGCCGCUCACAGAAGACAGGGAGGCGGAGGGCGCCGGGGAGGCUGAGCAGGAAGAGCAGGAAGGGGCCCGUGGCCUGGAGCCAGAGGAAGACCCCUGGCAGGAGGGGGAGGUGGCCAGAAGCCCAGCCACCCCCAAGGAAGAGGUGGGCGCAGGACUCCCCUUGGAGCCAGGAGAUGGCUUGGGGUUCCCAGCGGACGGGUUGGACCCCAGCUACACCCAGCAGGAGGAGGAGGAGGAGGAGGAAGAUCAGGGGCCCUUGGAAUUUAGCGACCGAGAGCCUAUGGAUGUGGCCCCUGCCAAGGUUUCCCCCCUGACCAGCGUCACGGAUUUGGGAGAAAUAGUGCUGGAAGGCGACCGCGCUCUGAGUGGUCCGAAGGGGGCUGUGGAACCUGACCUGCUAGAACCCUGUGAGGACGAAGGUUUCCAUGUCUUGGAUCCAGAAGAUCUGAUCCAGCAGAAAAUGGUGGCUGUGGAAGAUCCCCCAGGAACCGGCUUCCCGGAGACGUUCCCAGAGGACGUGGUGGGUCUUCCGCUAGACAGCAAGAGAGACCCCAACAUUCUGGAGAUUGUAGAACAAGCUCUGGAGUUCAACCAAGAGUUGAGGAAGGCAGCUGAGGACGAGCUGGGAGGGCUUGGCUCCCCGGAAGGAAGGCCUCUCGAUGCUCCCCCGGCCGCUCCGGGCCAGGGGCCACCCCUGGCUCCUACAGAGGCUCUGGAAGGCUCUCCUCCCACCCCAAGGGAAGCCCACCCAUUGGGGGGCAGCCAGGCUAACGGGCUUCAGGAGGAGCCAAGCUUGGAUGGGUUCCCACGUGAGCUUCUCAACAGCCUUGGAGACGAGGAUUUCACCCAGGAGGGGACUGUCGCCCCACAGUUCUGCACCGAGGGCAACUCCCCCGUGGCAGAGACCCCAAGCCAGAGUCCACCCCCAGUCCCAGCCGGCGAAGGAGGGUUUAGAAGUGGACACGGCAGCCCUGAGGUUCUUGAGAAGGUCCCCCUCGGUCAGGAGGCCCUGGAUGAGAACAUCCUGGACGACCUGCGGCAGAAGGCCUGUGUGAAAGGAGGCAAGGAGGCCAAGCUGGAGCCCUUCCUGUUCAGGGACGAGAUUCGGCGCCAACCCCUGGGAUUCCGGCCAGAAGGGGACCUGGAUCUCCAGCCCUCGGAAGACGCCUGAAAGGUCCCCGUUGACCCCUUAAUUCCAGCCAGUGACAAGCCGCGUAGUUCCCGCUAGACGCUCCCCUUCUGUCUCAGCCCCCACCCACCCCGACUUUCUUUCCUUCCUUCCUUCCUUCCCUCCCUCCCAAUUUGAGGUAGCCCCACUGACAAUCAGAAGCUUCGAUAGGCCACGUUUUCAGCCCUUUCAUGUUUUCCACGGUAGGCUUUUUCUAAAAUACCCUUUUUUUAAAAGGGAGAAGGCAUUCAAGCCCAGUGUCUGAUAGCCUUUGUCUUCCCCUGAAGUGUAACCCGCAAUUUGGCAAAACUGUUUUGUUUUUGUUUUCUUAAGAAAGUGGAAUGUUUCAUCCGGCUCUAGUCCUGCCCAUCAGGAAAACAAGUUGUUUAGGAAGGUCCAGUCUCACACCUUGUUCUUCUAAGUGAGGCGCCCUGAAGUUCUCCGGCCAAACUUUUACAGUGUCCCUCCUCCCCACCGUUACCUGGGUCAGAAGUGCUUCACCCAGCG
Molecule: messenger RNA, 5145 nt
Organism: Pseudonaja textilis
Lineage: Eukaryota; Metazoa; Chordata; Lepidosauria; Squamata; Elapidae
Source: RefSeq, a predicted model, not a curated record